AGUCAGAAAACGAGGAGUGAGCAGUGAGUGUGCGAGCGUUGGACGAGGAGGAUGUACGUGGACUUGUCUCAACUCCCUUCCACAGACUCUUCUGCCACUUCUCUUUCUCGAGUGAACUUUGCGGCUCCCUUUGGUGAUGCGGACAGGUGCUGGGGCGUGAGGUGCCGCUGGUGAGUGCUGCACACCAGUGACAACAGUGCCAGGGUGUGGAAAGUGGUGUGGGCUGUGAUAUUUAGUGAAAACUUGAGGGUUGACUGAGAGUUGGUGCGCGAGGGAAGUAGUCACCUGUGUCCUGCUGACGGCCCCGCCUCCAGGGACUCCUCAAGGAUCCUGCAGUGAGAUGGUGUGGCAGGCCAGCGCGGCGUGAUGCGGUCCGGGCAGUACAAGCUGACGGGGGCGGGGACGCGGGGGGUCAUACCGGACGUCACGUUGGGUCAGUUCCGGUCCAGCCAGUGUGACCUGCCGUCCCCCUCCAGCGAAUUCCCGCACCUCAACUCCCUGGUGGUGACGAAGAGCAAACUGGCGGACGGCCGCCCCGUGAACAAGAGCUGUGAAAACCUGAGUGUGACUGGCGGCGGGGCGAGGGGCGCCGUCACCCGAGUGGAGCAGCGCGUCAAGAACCUGCUGCAGCGUGGGGAGUCUCGAUUGCGGCAGCAGCACUCCCAGGGCGCCGCCACCGCCGAGGACGUGUGGCAGUACGGCCACGUGGUGACGCUUCCCCGGAGACCCCGCCUCUCCCUGGCACUCUCCCACUCCGCCCUCAACCACAUCACCUCUGACACCGCCUCCUGCCUCAGUGCCAGCAGCGGUUACUCCUCCUCCUCCUCCAGCAACUACGGCAGCUUCAAGAGCAACACCUCCAGCAGCUGCUCCACCCUGCCCAGACACAAACCCGGCCAGCCGCCCUCCCCCCACCCCUCCCGCCCCGUUACCCUCGUGGGCAACCCCAUGUAUGACAUGACGCCCUCAGUCCUGAAGCGUCCCCGCUCACCCCCACCCUCGCCCCCUCACCACAUAUACGAUGUCACCCCAGACAGUGACUAUGACGCGUGCCAGGAUACGGCAACCAGGGACGACCCUCUGUACGACACCAUCCCCGCCCACCUCACAGCCCCGCCCGCGCGCCUCCUCACCCCGGACUCGGGCACGCACGGAGGACUGGACUCGCUGGAAGAGUCCGCCCCGAACUCCCUUGAGUGUGGCGAGGUGCUAGCCGCCGAGGACCAGGUGGCGCGGCAGUGCAGGGAGUACUUCGAGCGGCGCCUCAAGAACUCCGAGAACCUCAAGAAACGAUGGUCCAUGUGCUCCUCGGACUCCGGGGCGGACUCUGGAGACAGCGACUCCUCCCCCCAGGGCAUGAUGCUCUCGCCAGACCCCAGCCUCAGCCUCAGCCCCGCGCCAACACAGUCCUCCUCGCGUGUCUCCAACGACUCCCAGGACGCCGCGGCUGCCGCAGCCGCCGCUGCUGCCGCCGGCACGUCAGGGAAGACUGCACUCGACCACAAGAUGGAAUUCCUUCGCAAAGAAAUCGCUUCUCUCAUGAGCCAAGACAACGCUCUCUUCAGGCAGCUCCUCACGCUCCACGACUCCAUCUCCGCCCUCAAGAGUUCGCCCAUCCACGCCCUCAGGCCCCCCUCCCCAUCCUCCCUCGACUCCUUCACCGAGGAGGAGGAGGACGAGGAGCAGGAUGAUGAGGACGAAGGAAAAGAAGACAACGAAUCACAUGUACAGAUGCCGGGAGAGAAUCUACGACAACAGAAGACAUCGAAGGUGGAGGACCUGUCGGAGGUGGACGAGGGCCUUGAGACAGACCACUCCACCAGCCACUCCACUAGUCCCUCCUCCACACUCUCCUCCAAGUGCUCCUGGAACUCUCACUUCUCCUCUUCCUCAAAGGUCCAGCUUCCCACACCAGGUCACCUCCCAUACAAAGUAAGGGGAAGCAGUGCAGAUCCAGCACCCUCCAGCCCAGUGGACCAGGCUCCCCUUGAGGCCAGCACACACGCCACCCCAGCCACACAGACUGAUGCUGAAUCUUUCACCAGCAUCACCAACAUCACCAGCAGCAAGUACAGCAUUACCACCAAUGAAGACUUCAACAUCAAUAUUGCCAUCAAUAGCAACAACGCGGGAUCAGCGUUCACCAGCGGCACAUCUCAGCGGUCCAUCAGCACCUCCUGCCUUGCCAAGAGCAGCUGCUACAUCUCCAGCACCACCCCUGAACCUAAUCUAACAAAGACAUUUGGGGGAAGUCUUGGCAGUUUCUCUCAGCAAGAUGGGUCUCGAUUUACUCGCACUCGGGUGUCCAUCCCUCCCUCCGCAAGGAACAGGGACCGCAGUGCCCGCCCAGAGUCCUUCAGGUUGUCUUCAGACAUGGCAAGUCACACCCGAGUGCUUCUGAAGGCCAGGUCAUUUGGCGGUGCUUCCUUGAGAGAGUCCAUAACCAAUAAAUAUAAAAAAGGAAGAGACUAUUCAAGGUCAUCAUUGAGGGAGGACCAUUUAAGGUACCACCAACACAGCUCAAUGAGUAAAGUAGAAUUUCAGCAGACAGGGUUUACCACUGCAUCUGAAAAACCCUCUGUCACCAUCAGUAAUCCCAGCAGCCAGUGUAGCAAGACUGAAGUGGUACAUGAUGGCAGUAACUCUAUGAAAGGACAAUUAGAAGGUGCAAACUUUCAUCAGAAGCAGACAACAUCUAUUAAGGAAACCAGUAUUGUUAUCAUCAAUACUGUGACAAGGCAGGAAGAGGUUUGCCAUGACUCCAGCCAGAUACAUGAGACCUAUGAGAACACAGUCAUCAAUGAUCAGGAACCCAGAGAUCAUGUUACCCAUCAGUGGUCAGAACCUCCCAGGAAACCUUACAAUAAAGCCUCUUCUUUAACUUCCUCUUUAGCUGCAGCUGAAAGUGAGUUACUUCCUAAGUACAAGACCAGUGUCAUGAUCACAGACUCUGGAUUAGAAAGGGAUUCUUUGGAAUGUUCUCGAGCACAGAUGGUGCGAGCUCGGUCCUUCACUGGGCUCAUGACGCCCCGUGGAAUAACAUCACCAAGUCCCUCCCCAACAAGAGAAAUAUUGGAAGGUAGCGCAGGCAGUGCAUUUCUCAAAAUCCCACUUGGGGAGAACAGUGAGCGGCUGCAGCAGGUGACACCUGUGAUUCGCAGAGCUAGAACCUCCCGGGAUGGAAAGACAAUGCGUUUCUCAAGUGACCUGGGGUUUGGUGCUAGACCAAAGUCCAAGCGAGAAGUGUUUGUGUGAUGGCAGAUACCUUCCACUGCAACAUUCUCUUUUCAAUUUUCACAUUCUGUUUUUUUUUAUCUUAACUUCUUGGUUAUGCCAGCUCUCAUACAUGAUGUUGAGUUUACACAAAUGCAAUAAUUUGAACACACAUCAGACAAACAUGUCCCACAAGACCCUGUGCUCGGCUCCCCUUGUUGAGUGAGCCAUGCUGCCAUGUGUCCUGAGAGUGGCGGGUGAGACUGUCCCAUUGCCUCGACCUGGAUAAAGGAGAAUAUUUAUCUACGGCUGUAUGGGAUCAGAGGCUUGGUCAGUUCUCCACCCAGUACUGUCCUUUAUAGCCUUCAAAAUGCCCUAUUACGUACUUACUUUUCCCCACAAAAUAUUUUAUCUUAUUUUGUAAAGGAUGCUUUAUUAACCUUAACUGCUGUGACCAUAACUACUCUAGUGACAGAUCUCACAGACACAACUUCUUUUAAGUGUUACUGUGUUUGCCGAAAAACUCCAUGAAGGGCAGUGGGUGUUGCAGCAGCACCAUUGUGUCACCCUUCCCUAGUGAUAUUCAUUGCCUUAAGCUGCACAUACUCAUUCUUCUGUGUAUAUAACCCUCGUAUAUAAAUCCAUGUUAUAUUCCUCUCAGCCCUAGCCAGCAGUGAUGAGGCAUUCUCUGUGCCUCAGUGAUGUAGGCUGCUUGGUAACCUACUGUACAUAAAACAAGCUUUAGUGUGGAAAUCCUCUUAGGUUAAGAACAAUGAAAAUUCUUUUGUACAUAAAGUCCUGUAAUCAUAGUAUGGUAAUGUUUAAGGUUGUAUAUUGAGAAUAAUAAACAACAGAUUAUUGA
This is a messenger RNA of Portunus trituberculatus (swimming crab), 4075 nucleotides long. RefSeq names its product endochitinase A-like. Bases 367 to 3255 code for a protein of 962 amino acids. The transcript is spliced from 5 exons. The record is from RefSeq and is a predicted model, not a curated record. Lineage: Eukaryota; Metazoa; Arthropoda; Malacostraca; Decapoda; Portunidae.